Molecule: messenger RNA, 4477 nt
Organism: Anguilla anguilla (European eel)
Lineage: Eukaryota; Metazoa; Chordata; Actinopteri; Anguilliformes; Anguillidae
Gene: ubxn1
Product: UBX domain protein 1
Exons: 11
Coding region: 72-2753 (893 amino acids)
Molecular function (GO): protein binding
Source: RefSeq, a predicted model, not a curated record
CGCACAAUGACGACACUGUAGAAGGCCAAAAAUCUCUUUUCGACCCUUGUUUAUCACGAUCAAUUUACAGUAUGGGGCGUCACCAGGAGAACCCAGUGCGGCUGUAUUUUCACUAUGACCCCAUCGCUAACAAGUCCCGUUGCCAAAUCGACGGAUGCACUGGCGAGAUUGCAGGAAACCAUGCUGGCAAUUUACAGCGGCACGUCCAGAGGAUCCACCCGUCUGCUUUUGCAAGACUGCUCUCCUCCAUAGACAUGGAAGAUCUUUCAGUGCCGUCCUCUUCUUCAGCAAAGAGACCCUUUUCAGCAGUGGAUAGUGAACGGACGAUAGACUGUAUACAAGACACUGAAGUCGUCAAGAAACCUAGAAGUGAACAGUUCUACAUCACACCCAAUUCCCUAAUGGAGGCCUGUGUUGAGCUUGUUACUGUUAAUGGCAGGCCAUUCUCUCUGAUGGAUGAUAGUGGGUUUCGAAAAAUUCUGGAGCCUGUGCUUGAUAUAAUGGGCAAAUCUGUCCGAAUUGACAGCAGCAGCGUCCGUGACAUGGUUUGUGACGUUGCCGAAAGAGAACGCGAAAAUCUCAGAAACUGGCUGAAGGGAAAACUUUUAAUGCUGAAAGUAGACGCUGCCACAUACAGAGACAGGUCUGUCCUUGGCAUCCACGUCCAGUUUACUGAGGGAGAUCACAUUGUGCUCCGAACUCUGGCGGUCAAGGAGCUGCGUGAAAGGCACACGGGCAGCUACAUUUCUUCAGUGGUGCGUGAAGUGUUAAAGACCUACGGCAUUGAUGUAAAGCAGUUGUACUCCAUCACUGUUGACGAUGGAGUAACAAUCCCAGAAGUGGUGUCACUACUUCAGAACGGGUACGCUGAAUGCAGUGGAGACGAUUCAGUGGAGGUGGAAGACCAGCAUGACAAAGAGGAGCAUGCUACAGAAGUGAACGACCCAUUAGCAUGGGGCAACGGAGACGGUCUUCUCACCUUGGACAUCUACGAGACGUCCGGGAACGUGACGGGGGAAAUUCAUAGCGUCGGCAGCGGGGGUCCGAUCUUGAGGGGCGUGAGGUGCUCUGCUCACGUGUUCCACUUGGCGGUGGAUGAUGCGCUACAGGACAGAAGCGUCUCCAGCCUCGUUUCCAAGGCGAGGCGCCUGAGCGAAAAGCUGCAAACGCCCAAUGUCUCCGUGUUUCUGCGGAGGCUGGGCCAGAGGACGGCGACUGUGGACCGCCCCUCCGCUUGGCUUUCCACCCACGACAUGCUCGAGCGGCUCUGUGAGCUGAAGACCUUCUGUCAGGACAUGGCCCCCAGCAUCGAGGAGCUGCACUUGGAAGGGUCAGAGUGGGAGGAGAUGGUGCUGCUGGUUUACGCUCUCAAACCCGCCAAAGUGACCGCGAGGCUCUUCCAGUGCGAGCAGCUGACCGCGGGGGACUUCUUCGGCGCGUGGCUCAAAUGUAAGAUCGAAACGGACAAAAUCGGCGGCCCGUUCGCCACGCUGCUGGUCGAAUGCUUAAACCGGCGCCAGCACAUGCUGUUUGAGAACGAGCCCUUCUUGGCGGCCGUGUUCCUCGACCCGCGGUACAAGGUGCUCCUCACAGAAGGCCAGACGGAGCAGGCCAAGAGCCGCCUGUGCAAGGCGUGGGGAAUGAUCCAGGCCCUCUCGCAAAACAAGCAGCAGUCUCCUCUGUCAAAGCUGGACCUGGAGUGCAGCGCGAGUGAUGCCGACGAUGAAAUCGAAGAGAUGCUGAGAGCGAGGGAGAGGGAAAAUGGCGACGAGGGCACGAAAUGCAAAACCUUGAUGAUGUCCAUGCUGAACGCGUAUUCCAGCGAAGCCAGGCUAAAGCGGGAAGAGAAUAUAUUCAGAGAGAUGGCGGAGUGCACGACUCUAGACAGCCUACUGGAAAUGGGCUUCGAACGAAACAGAGCGGAGAAGGCUCUGGCAAACACUGGGAACCAGGGUAUAGAGAGAGCCAUGGACUGGCUGAUGGAACAUGAGAAUGACCCAGAUAUUGAUGAGCCAUAUGUGCCUCCAGUAGGGAAUGUUCUAGGAGGUGAGAGCGAACAGGGUCCACCUGAAGAAAGCCCAGAACAAACCACAGGAGAAGAGGGAGAAAUGAAACAGGACGGUAAGAGACCAAUGACAGAGGAGGAGAAACAGGCGCAGAUUAAGAGGCUGGAAGAACUGAUGAAGAUAAAGCAGGAGGAGCGGAGAGAGAGGGAGCGUCAGGAGGAGGUGGAGAGGGAGAAGCAGAGGCGGAAGCAGGGUCAGGAGCUGCUGCAGGUCCGGCAGAAGCUGCAAGACGAGGAAAUGAAGAAGCUGGCCGAUCAGCGCAGGAAGGAGAAGAUGGAGGACCGGAUGGCCAAGCAACGGGUUCGAGAGAAGAUUGCCCGGGACAGAGAGGAGAGGGCACAGAAGUUUGGAGGUGGCUCUUCGGGGGCAGUUCCGUCCUCACCCCCUGCUGAAGCUGUCCCCUCUUCUCCUCCUGGCAAUCAGGGACCCCCACCGGCUAAGAAGGACUACGAUGAAUGCCGGAUACAGGUGCGCCUGCUGGACGGUUCCGCGCUAACGGCUGUGUUCAAAGCCCAGGAGCCCCUGGCCGCGGUGCGGGUGUACGUGCAGAUGAACGGGGUGGAAGGACAGGACUUCACCCUGCUCUCACCUUACCCACGCCGCGUCUACACCGACUUGGACAUGGAAAAACCCCUGCGGGAACUGGGUCUGGUGCCAUCUGCUGUCCUCGUUGUUGCCAAGAAAUGAGAUGGACAGAAAAAAGAAACUCUGAGCUCUCCCUCGCCCUUCUAGGAUGCGGGUGUACUGGCUCUCCAGAGAGUGUGAGAAAGAGAGCGCGACACAAUGAACUGAAGGCAUUUUCAUUUGGAUAAAUCCUUUCUAGUGGAACUGCACCUAUCUUGAUCGAUGCCAAUUAUUAAAACACAUUGAUUAUUUCAUGGAAUGUCAUUCACCAAUCCAUAAGGCAGUAGAACAAUGUGGUUUAUUUCACAUUUCUCAGGCUCGGCCAGCGUAUGCUACGGCAGCUGAUUUGAUAUGACAUUGGCUACAGUCACAUUUUGUCUGGACAAAAUGAAACAUUUAAUGAGCGAAAACUGUUAUUGUAUUUAAACAGUAGUACUUGCUUUGAAAUGACUUGGUGAAUAACAGUCCUGUGAAGUCUGCUGCCGCUUAAGAUUUGACAGUGUGGGAAAUGCAGACGUCCUCUUGGGAAAACGAGGGAGGAAGAUGGAGCAGUCGUGUGGAAAAACAAGCGAGAGAGGCUGAGAAAAUAACACAGAAUUCAUAUUAGGUUUUGUUUAUUUGCUCUGUUGAAUAUUAAAAACUGUUCCAAUAAUGCCGAGUCCCUAGACAGCCCCUUCAUGCACACGCUAUCCAGCCAGGCCCAGGACAAUCAUCUUAUUAAGACUGUGGCCUGGAGGGGGCCAUGCAUUUAUUAUGAACCUAGACAUAAAUGAAAAUACUCAUUGGAGUCCCUUCGAAGAAGCACAUCCAGCUGGCAGUUCAUUUCCUGUGCUCUUUAUUCGUACAACACGGAUUUGACACUGGUGGGGGUGCAGUUGUGCACUUUUGCUUGCAUUGGCCUUACUUCAGGUGUGAAGGGGAGGGUGGAGGUGACCUACAUGUCAUUAUCAGGGCAUCUGGAGUGGGGUGCCGUGUCUCCCUCCAUUUUCUCCCUCCCCCCUUUCCUGGUCUGCCAUUCCCAUGAUCCCCCUCUAUUCCAGACCUGACCCAGAUAUGGAGGACAUGAUUGCUUAUACACAUUCAAACAGAUGUUCUUAAUCUUUGUACUAGACUUCAUUUAGAGCUCACCUCCUGUAAAAUGAAUGGUAUUCACAGCAAUGUGCUUGCGUUUCCGUCUGGCUAUGGGACAUAUAGCUGGAUGCUAAUUACCUGACAUAUCUUCACUUCCCCAUUUCUUGCAGGUAGUCUUAUUCUACCUAUAGUUCUUAAAUAAAAAUACAAACAAAAUCACAAGAAACACUUCUGUCCGCCACACAGUAAACAAGAAGGUGAUGUCUGAGCUUCAGGAUAAGUAGGACAAAUAUUGGUACGUGGGCAAUGUAAAAAUGCAUGUAAUGUAAUGGAAUGACACACCCCACUGAGUUCUCCAGAUGGCUGGUCAGAAGGAAUAGCUUAAGAACAUGGCACACUGACUUUUUAUGCCGUGUAGUCUGCAGAGAUAUUUUUUAGCAUCAUACUGUGCAGGUACUUACAUUGUGCGUGUCUGACUUCAGAGCAAAUAUUUUAUUGAGGGAAACUUGAAUAAUGAGCAUAUAUACUAAUACUAGAGGAGCAGUGAUUGUUGUGUGGUGUGGUUAUGCUGCAUUGUACAUGGUUUCAUCAAAACGUGAAAAGUAACAAUCAAAAUUUAUCAGUGAGACUUAAUUGCAUCACACAAUGUGCUUUUUGAAUUUAUAGAAAAAUUCCAUAUCUUGCAAGUAUGAGACCAUAAUAAAAAUCUGCCUGAA